AUGACAGUCUUUCCACAGUAUUCGGCAUGCGAUAUUACACUUUUGCUUCAAAUAUAUUACUAUCGCUGGACGAAUCCACAAUCAGCGGAAACGCCUGUCCUCGUGCCAGAAGCUUCCAUAAUCUCAGAUCUCUCUGAAGAAACGCCACUGCUAUCUGGUGAUGACGCUGACUCAGGGCAGCAGGCGCAAGCAUUGGUUCUUCAUGAAUUCCUGCGAUAUGCUGGCGCCCUGCUUUUUGUAUUUGCAGUCGGCGUUGCAGCGUGGGCGGUGAAUGAUUUCAUCUACGCAGGCCAGACUCGCCCUAAGCCCAAAGAGGAGGUUAUCGAAUGGAGAAGCCAAGUUUUGGGAUGGAUUAGUGCCGCCAUGUAUUUGGGCGCACGCGUACCCCAGAUUGUCAAAAAUUUCAAGUCCAAAUGUGAAGGGCUUUCACCCUUCCUGUUUAUAUACUCAAUCACAGGGAAUACAACAUAUGUGCUCUCUAUUUUGACUGUGUCAAUGAAUGCGAAGCAUCUCACGGUGAACGCGUCCUGGUUGGCAGGGAGUGCACUGACCGUCUUUCUCGAUGUCUUUGUCCUUUGUCAAUUUGUCUACUACCGAGCCGUGCAAAAACGCAAUGCUCGAGCAAGGAUGUCGUAA
This is a messenger RNA of Fibroporia radiculosa, 636 nucleotides long. RefSeq lists its product as uncharacterized. Gene Ontology annotation, biological process: basic amino acid transmembrane export from vacuole. Bases 1 to 636 code for a protein of 211 amino acids. NCBI's taxonomy places the organism in Eukaryota, Fungi, Basidiomycota, Agaricomycetes, Polyporales, Fibroporiaceae. The transcript is spliced from 5 exons. Gene Ontology annotation, cellular component: fungal-type vacuole membrane. The record is from RefSeq and is a predicted model, not a curated record.